Molecule: messenger RNA, 1161 nt
Organism: Stegastes partitus (bicolor damselfish)
Lineage: Eukaryota; Metazoa; Chordata; Actinopteri; Pomacentridae
Exons: 4
Coding region: 4-609 (201 amino acids)
Biological process (GO): B cell differentiation; B cell receptor signaling pathway
Cellular component (GO): B cell receptor complex; external side of plasma membrane
Source: RefSeq, a predicted model, not a curated record
CUGAUGUCUCUCUGUGUCCACUCAUGUUGGGGUGUUUCAUCGGGCACACUUGUUGUGAUCCAGAGUCCGGAUGUUUCUGUCAUGGAGGGACAGACAGUAGACAUCACCUGCUGCUGGACGGAGAAGUUUGAACGAGCGACAGUGCACUGGUGGAAGAAUGAAACCAGAAUCAAGAUCAGAAUCUUCCUGAAUAAAUCUCAAGGAUCUCUGAAAAGUGACACUAAUAACUGUUCAUCUCUGAGUUUUCCAAAUAUAAGAAGAAGUGAUUCUGGAAGAUACAUCUGCAGAGUGUUUAUGGAGAUACCAUACUGUGUGUUCAUCAAAGGCCGUGGUACAUUGAUCACAGUUAUGGACUUAGAGAGCAGUGAUUAUGUCGACUCAGAUCACCACAAUGCUGAUGAUGCUCCCCUGGCAGAAGUGUACAUUUACAUCCUGAGGUGUCUGCCCAUCCUCAUCCUCAUCACGCCCCACUGCUGCCUCUUCUUCUAUUUCAGGAAGAAAGCUCAGCAGAACACACCAGCUUCUUCUAGAAAUAAUCCCAGAUCGGUCCAAAGACAAGAGGAAGGCGAAGAAGCAGAAGAGAGUGUGACACAAGCAGCAAGAGAUUAAGAAAACCAUGAAAUGUUGUGUGAAUAUAUUGUCUAGAAGAAGAUGCAAACUCUUAUUACUUCCUUCCUUGCUCUAGAAUGGACUCUUUAAUGUUGUGGCUGAACAGUAUAGAUCCAUCAUAUGCAAAAUAAUAAUAAAACUAGAGAGUCCUUAUUAGAGGGACAUAGUUGCCCAGUGUAUGCAUGGUUACCUGAUUCUGUGUUUCACUGUGCGCCUACUUGAAGAUGAACUUGCAUUGAUUUUGCCUUAAAAUGAUACAUAAUGUAACAAGAGCUUAGUCUGUCAUGUAACACAGAUGUUUUGCAUUCAGGGGAAGCGUUUUGAUGUAAUUUACACCUACGGAUAAGCAGCUAAGAUUUAUGAUUUUGACCUUUCACUCAAGGUCAAAUGUCACAUCACUAAUAUGGGUUCCUAUCUGAUUGUUAUAAAAUACUGUGUUUAUCUUUUCUAAGUUAUAAUGGAUUGAAAAUUUGUGAUGAUUUAAGACCUUCAGUAUGACCUUGACCUUUUCCCCAAGGUCAUAUAUUACAUCACCAGUUUAUAGGCCUCGCA